Molecule: messenger RNA, 616 nt
Organism: Rhizopus microsporus ATCC 52813
Lineage: Eukaryota; Fungi; Mucoromycota; Mucoromycetes; Mucorales; Rhizopodaceae
Exons: 3
Coding region: 23-475 (150 amino acids)
Biological process (GO): N-acetylglucosamine metabolic process
Cellular component (GO): cytoplasm
Source: RefSeq, a predicted model, not a curated record
CUUUAAUCUAAUUUUAUCAACUAUGGCUCCUUCCAUAGAGGAGAUUUUAGGAGAUAAGUACAGCGACCACGUCUAUCCGUGGGAAGAGAUUGUCCAUUAUGUUAGUAUCAACCAAGUUAGUCAACUUCGCAGAAAUAGAAAGGCAGAGAUAAUCUAUAGAAAAUGGAUAACUGAGACGCUUGAAAAAUAUGGAAACAUCGAAAAUUUUUUACUUAAAGAAAAGCUUCAUUUUCCUGAUACAGAACCAUCUUAUUUGGUUCUUCCUAAUGAUUUUCCUUACUCGACAGAACCUGGUAUUGAACACGUCUUGAUUUGGUCUAAACAACCCUUAUCAGCCGAGUUCAUUGAAAAUGUGCUAGAAGAAAGGUAUGGUAGCUCCGUCUGGGAGUGGAUUUAUUUUGUCAAUCCCCCCGAGUAUCAGAGCGUUCGCCGUUUGCCUCACGCCCAUGUUUUCAUGCGAAGACGUCAAAAAUAAAAUAAAAUUUGGGAGCCAGACACUUCCUCUCUCCACUUACUUUCUUCAUUUUAAUACUCAUGAGUUUUCUUUGGUCAUUUGGAAGUAAAAAGGAAGUAGAAAAGGAUACUCUACCAUCCCAACAACAACAACAACAACAAC